Lytechinus variegatus (green sea urchin) is the source of this 8117-nucleotide messenger RNA. RefSeq lists its product as uncharacterized. Gene Ontology annotation, biological process: telomere maintenance; DNA repair. Lineage: Eukaryota; Metazoa; Echinodermata; Echinoidea; Temnopleuroida; Toxopneustidae. The transcript has 2 exons. Gene Ontology annotation, molecular function: DNA helicase activity; ATP hydrolysis activity. The coding region runs from base 239 to 1198 and encodes 319 amino acids. The record is from RefSeq and is a predicted model, not a curated record.
CCAUGCAAAGUGCAAUACCAAUGAGUACAUUGGAAUUCCUUCACACAUUAAAACAAUAGAUGAGGAUGGCAACUGUUUCUUUCGUGCAAUUUCAUAUGCUAUUUCUGGAACUGAAUGUCAUCAUGUGUUUUUAAGGAAUCUUACUGUGAACCAUUUAUUACAGACCAAUGAUAAGUUUAAGAGUACAUUGAGAAGUGAGUUCAGAACUGUCAGAGAAUAUGUUUUGAAAAAUAGAAUAAUGGAAAAUGGAACUUGGGCUACAGACACUGAAAUGAGUGCAUUGGCAAAUUUGAUUGAUACCGAUAUCUAUUCUUACAAUGAUCAAGUACCAUGUUGGCAGUUGUACUCUGCAAGGAAACCGGGAAGAAUAAAUGUUGUUACAUCUCAUAAAGGCAUUUAUAUACAAUACACAAGAAAUGUUCAUUUUAAUGUAGUUGAAUCCGUUACUUCUGUCAGUAGUGAUUUAUCAAAGAACAUAGCAACAAUGAAAGAUAUAAACACAACAGUAAAUAUGCAAAUAAAACCAGUUGCACAAGGAACAUUUCAUCAAGGUGACAUGAGAUUUGGUGAUUCAGCAGGAAAGCAAUGUGUUGCCAAUUCAUUGUCUGCUUUGUUGUAUAGCAAAAUGAAAAAUGCUAAUGAUUGGGACAAUAAAGAUUUAGAUAAAAUUCUGGCCAAUGGUGAUGAACUCUAUCGUUACAUAAGGUAUUAUGUAGCACGUGAACAAGAAUAUUUAUUAAUUUCUGAUCUACUUGAACACUUAGAGGCAUAUGAUGAAUUGUUUGAGAUAAAACGACGUGAAUCAAUACCUGGAUUGUUAGGAGAUGAAACAACAAUGGAAGAAUCUAUUUCAAUGCCGUUGAAACAGGCACUUGAACAAGAAUUGAGUAGUGACUCUGAUGCAUGUUUUGUGACAUUUUCUGGAAAUACUUUUAUUGUCAUAUCUAGUUAUGAUUGUUUCUUUAUAUUUGAUUCACAUUCAAGAAACACAAGAGGCUUACUCAUUGAUGAUGGCUAUAGUGUAGUGCUUCAAACUCCAAGUUGGCAAGGUGUUUAUAAUCAUUGCAUGAGGCUGGCAAAAACAUUGAAAUGUUCUUCACGAACUGAAUAUGAGGAAGUGAGGAAUAUCAUCUUAUCAUUAGACAAGCUAUCCUUACACAUCUCAUGGAAAAUGAAGAUAGGUUUGUUGGAUUCUUGAGAAUGGGUUACUCUAGUAUUUCACACUAUGUGUCAAGUAAUGAUAUGGAGGAAAAUGGUACAUGGGCAACUGAAAUGGAAAUUAUGGUUUUAGCUAAUUUGAUUGAAACUGACAUUUAUGUAUAUGAUGAAGACCGGUUAAAGUGGAGUCUAUUUUCUGGUAAAAAUGUUCAAAUAGGAAAAGAAACAACUACGUAUGGUGUUUAUUUAAGAAAUACUCAUGGCAUCCAUUAUGAUGUUGUUAUGUCAGUGCAAUCAUGUGAUUCUAGUUUUUCAUGUAAUGAAACCACAAAUAUAAGUAGCAGUGCAAAUGACAAAGAAAGAAAAUAUGCUAGAGUAAACAAUGUUAAAAUAUCUGAUUUAUCAAUGAAAAGACGUAGAAGUAAGAGAAGUUAUAGUGUAAAGAAGGAUAUAAAAAAGAAACAAAAAAGAGAAGAGCGGAGUUUUAAGAAAAAAAAAGAUAUGGAUAUAGAAAAGCUUCUUAAUUAUGAGGAUUUGAAGAUAACGAAAAAAUAUGAGGAUGCUGGAAAAAGGCCGAAAAUGACUUAUGAUUGCAACAAAAAAUAUCAUACUGAUUCAAUUUAUCGAAUAACACUUUACAAUUUGUUGAAUGAAAAGUAUAGAUUAAAUAAAGUAUUUCGUGAAAAUAGGAAAGAAACAACAAGAAAAUGCUAUCAGACAAAUGAAGAACUUAAGCAAUCACAGAAGAGUAAGAUGAGAAAUACCAUGAGAAGUAAAUAUCACUCUGAUGAACAGUUUAAGCAAUCACAGAAGAGUAGGAUGAAAAAUACUAUGAAAAGUAAAUAUCACUCUGAUGAACAGUUUAAGCAGUCACAGAAGAGUAGGAUGAAAAAUACUAUGAAAAGUAAAUAUCACUCUGAUGAACAGUUUAAGCAGUCACACAAAAAUAAGAUAAGAAAUAAAUAUCAGUCUGAUGAACACUUCCAGCAGUCACACAAAAAUAAAAUAAGAAAUAAAUAUCAGUCUGAUGAACAGUUCCAGCAGUCACACAAAAAUAAAAUAAGAAAUAAAUAUCAGUCUGAUGAACAGUUCCAGCAGUCAUACAAAAAUAAAAUAAGAAAUAAAUAUCAGUCUGAUGAACAGUUCCAGCAGCCACACAAAAAUACAAUGAGAAAUAAAUAUCAGAAAGAUUAUAGUUUUAAACAAAGAAAAUUGCUGAGUUUAAAAAGUAAGUACCAAAAAAACAAUAGCUAUAGAGAACAAGUAAAAAAACACAACAUUAAGAGAAAUGUAAAGAAAGAAUUGGAAAUGUCUCAGUUUGACAAUGUUUUGCAAGAAUUUCAGAAGAUUAUAAGUCAUGGCCCAGAAUAUGUUUGCUGUGUGUGCCUUAAACUUCUUUUUGAAAACCAAGUUAUGAAAUGCAAUAAAAGUAAAUAUAAAUUACAGACAUGUAUCAGUGAAAAGUAUUUGCAUGUUUGCAACUCAACAUGUCAACUAGAAUGCCAGAUAGGCCAAUCAGUGAGAUCAUCCCUGUGGAUAUGUUACACUUGUCAUAGAAAGUUACAAUGUGGAAAGGUCCCGGCAGAAGCACAUACUAAUAAUUUGCAUUUACAUGACAUUCCAGAAGAACUGGCUAAUUUAAACACUCUAGAGCAACACUUGAUUGCACUUAAUAUUCCUUUCAUGAAAAUGAUGUCAUUACCGAAAGGUGGUCAAAAUGGAGUUCAUGGCCCAGUUGUUUGUGUUCCUUCAAAUACCAUUCAAACUGUACAGAUAUUGCCUAGACAUGAGACAGAAGAUCAGCUGAUACGUGUAAAGUUGAAAAGGAAGUUGUCUUUUAAAAGUUAUUAUGAGUAUAAGUUUGUAGAUAAAUCGAAAUUAUUGAAUGCAUUAAGUUAUUUGAAAAUGAAUAAUAAGUAUUAUCGUGAUGUUUUAGUUAAUGAUGAAUGGGAAAAUUCAAUGGAAAAGAAUGAAGAAGAAAAUGAAAGUGAAGAAGUAUCAUCAGUGUGUGAUAUAUCUAAUUUAAAGAAAUUUAGGAGAAGAAUUUUGGAUUGUUUAGAUGAAUACUUCCCAAAAGAUGUUGAAAGUUCACAUGGAAAAAAGAAAGAAAACAGUGUUUCAGUCAAUAAUAAACCAAAUGAUGAAGAUGAUGAUGAUGUUGAAGAAAGAUUAAAUGGGAUUCACUUAAAUUCAUGUUUGCAACCAGCUGACAUUGGACAGGAAAUUUUAGAUCAGUAUUUUGACGAUAUAAUAUGUUGUGCUCCAUGUGAAGGAAAAAGCCCUGUAUCAGUAUUGCAAGAUGAAACCAAUGAGGCCAAAUGUUUUCCUGUAUUGUUUCCUCAAGGUCAGCCUACUUUUCAUGAUAAAAGAAAUGAAAAGCUAACAUUGGGACGAUAUUUACACAAUCGACUAAUGCAUGUUGAUAACAGGUUCGCACAAAAUACAGACUUUAUCUUUUAUGCACAGUAUAUUUAUGAAAUUCAACAAGUUUUGUCGCAAGUUUCUAUUGCAUUGAGACAAAGUAAGAAUACCAAAGAUAACCUUUCACCGAUAACUGCCAAGGAUUUGAAAGAUGCAGAAAAAAUUCAGAAUAUUUUAAAAGCAGACAAAGGAUAUAAAUUUUUAAAACAAAUUCGUGGAACACCUCCUUACUGGCAAAAGACACAAAAAGAUGUAUUGGCAAUGGUAAGGCAACUUGGAAAACCUACAUGGUUUGCUUCAUUUUCAUGUGCAGAUAUGAGAUGGCCAGAAUUAUUAAAUACUUUCUUAUGUCAGAUUGGAGACUCAAGAAAAUUGAGUGAAUUAGAUUGGGCAGAUAAGUGUAAACUUAUAAGAUCAAAUCCAGUAACCGUUGCACGAAUGUUUGAUCAUAGAUUCCAUAUGUUUAUGAAUAAAGUCAUUAUGUCUACAGCUGCACCAGUAGGUCGUUGCAUAGACUAUAUUACAAGAAUCGAGUUUCAGAGUCGCGGAAGUAGUCACGUACAUUUAUUGAUGUGGGUAGAACAAGCACCGCAAUUAGGAAUUGAUAAAGACGAUGAUGUUAUACAAUUUAUAGAUAAAUACAUUUCUUGCCGGAAACCUGAUAAGGAAGAAGAUCCAGAACUGUAUGAAAUAGUUAGCUCUGUACAACAGCAUAGUAAAAAACAUUCUAAAUCAUGCAAAAAGAAAGGAACUACAUGUAGGUUUAAUUUUCCAAGGCCACCUUCAGAGAAAACCUUUAUCAUAAAACCUGUUGAGGAUACAGAAGUGAAAGAUAAAAAAACAAAACAAAAAAAUAAAAAUGAGACCGAGGGGAAAAAAUCUGAAAAAACAAGGAGGAUAGAAGAUGCAAAACAAUUAUUGAAUAGUGUAAAAGAUGCAUUAUCUGGUGGGACUGAAUAUAACAGUGUCAGAGAUCUUUUUGAAAAAUUGGGUAUAACACAAAACCAGUUUGAAAGUGCACACAACGAGAUUGCUUCACAGGAAAGUGUGAUCAUCCAAAGAGAACCACAAGAUGUAUGGGUAAAUCAAUAUAAUCCACAAUUACUUAGAGCUUGGAAUGCAAAUAUGGAUUUGCAAUAUGUUACUAAUGCAUAUGCCUGUGUAGCUUACAUUGUGUCUUAUAUGUCUAAGGCCGAACGUGAAAUGGGAAUGCUUUUGAGUCAUACCUUAUCGGAAAUGGAAGAAGGAAAUACAGAUGCAAAACAAAGUAUGAAAAAACUAGGUCAAGCUUACAUGCAUAAUCGCGAAGUGUCCGCUCAAGAAAGUGUCUAUCGUGUUUGUAGUCUUCGAUUAAAAGAGAGCUCUAGAAAAGUAGAAUUCAUACCUGUUGGACCUGAUCCAGUUAGAAUGAGUUUACCAUUAAGUGUCAUUAAUAACAGACCAGAAUGUGAUGAUGAUGAAGAUAAUAUCUGGAUGCCAAGCAAACUUGACAGAUAUAAAGCCAGACCUAAAACCAAAAGAUUUAGUGCCAUGUGUCUUGCAACGUUUUGUUCGGAAUAUCGAAUUUUAACAAAAUCACAAAUUACAAAUACAUGCAAAGAAAAUAUCUUUAAAUUGGAUGAAAAUUUGGGAUAUGUUCAAAAACGUACACGUGGAAAAGAUGCAGUUGUAAGAUACCCUCGAUUUUCUGUUGUUGUUUCACCUGAAAAGUAUUUCCUUAGCAUCUUACAGCUCUUUUUUCCACACUAUGAUGAUGAACAUCUAAAGCCUCCAGGUUUUGAGUCAUAUCAGAAUUUCUAUGAAACAGGUGUUGUGAAGAUACACGGCUCAGUACAAAAAGUUAGUUUGAUUGUCUGCACAAAUCGAAAGAAAUUUGAAAUAAAUGCUGAAUCAAUAGAUCAAGCUCAAGCACAUUUAGAAGAAUUUGGUGUACAGGAAGAUGCCUGGAGUCUUUUAUGUCCUGAAAGUGAAGUAGAACGCCUUGAGCAUCCAAAACAAAACAUAGAUCUGGAAGAUUGUGAUGAAAAUCUUGAUAUUCCUGAUUUGAAAAAUGAUUCUAAAUCAGAAAAUUACAGUUUAGAAUUACGGUCAUCAAAAAUAUCUAAAACAGAAAGACAUUGUAUGAUAAGAAAUUUGAAUGAAACACAAAUGCUUGUCUUUUAUAAAAUACGAGAAUGGUGUUUAAAUAAAGUUAAUGGAAAAAUGAUAGAACCUUUUCAUGUAUUUAUUACUGGUGGUGCUGGAACAGGAAAGAGUCAUCUAGUCAAAUGUCUUUAUUAUGAAUCUACUCGUAUACUGGCCAGAAUGUUACAUUAUCCUGACGAUAUUUCAGUGUUAAAAAUAGCCCCUACAGGUGUAGCAGCUUAUAAUAUCAAUGGUCAUACUAUUCACAGUAUCUUGUCAAUUCCAAUUAGAGCUCAAAUGCCUUAUCAGCCGCUAAGUGAAGAGAAAAUAAGUGCUCUCAGAAAUAAACUGGCACAGUUGCAAAUUCUUAUUAUUGAUGAGGUAUCAAUGGUAGACCAGAAGUUACUGUAUUAUAUUCAUAGUCGUCUACGACAAAUCAAACAAUCUCGAGAUGAAACUCCUUUUGGUGGUGUAUCUGUAAUUGCUGUUGGAGAUAUGUAUCAGUUACCACCUGUGUUUGGAAAUCCUUUAUAUAAAGAUAGUCUUCAAGGGGUAUUAUGGAAUGAUAAUUUCAAAACAAUAGAACUACAACAGAUAAUGAGACAAAAGGAUGAUACAGAAUUUGCACUUUUAUUGAAUAGAUUACGUAUAAAAGAACGUGAUGAUGUUCUUAAUGAUAGAGACUUAUCAAUGCUAAAAUCUUGUGAAACAGGUGAAGAAUGUGAGGAUGCUUUGCACAUUUAUUCAUGUAACAAAGAAGUAGAUGAAUGGAAUAAGAAAUUAUUGCAUAAAAAAUGUGCUAAUGUAAUUUGUUUAAAAGCAGAAGACACUGAGAAAGAUGCAAAGAAUGGAAGUAAAAUUCGUGAAAAUCCCGUCACACGUUGUAAAAGCCAGCUACCUAAUUAUUUGUGGAUUGCUGUUAAUGCAAGGGUCAUGUUACUUAAAAAUAUUGAUGUUAGCAAAGGUCUUACAAAUGGGUGUUUUGGAAAUGUUACUGAAAUAAUCAAAUCAAAUUCUAAAACAAUUUGCAUCAAAGUACACUUUGACAGAGAAAAUGUUGGUAUUCAUUCUAUUGAACGAUGUGAAGAAUUUUUGGGUAAAAAAUAUGCAAGGAAACAGUUUCCACUUAAACUUGCUUACGCAUGUACAAUACAUAAAGUACAGGGUUUGACGUUAGACAAAGCUGUUGUAUCAUUGAAAAGAAUAUUUGACUCUGGACAAGCAUAUGUAGGCCUUAGUCGUGUUUCUUCAUUAUCUGGACUUACAUUGGAGAAUUUCAAACCACAAAAUAUACAUUGUAAUCCUGAAAUCAAAGAAAGAAUGAAAAACAUGAAAGUAUUCAUUGAAAACGUUGAGAAUGAAAAUGAUGAUAACUAUAACUUUACAUUGAUUUUACACAAUAUACAAGGAUUAAAACAACAUUUCAUAGAUCUUCAGUCACAGUGUCAAUUUAUGAAUGCAGACAUCAUUUGUUUGACUGAAACGUGGAUUAAUGAUGACGACAUCUGUGAUGUUAAUAUACAAGAUUUUAAAUUUUAUCAUCAGCCACGCCAUCAUUCAUACAAUGAAUCUGGUAUAUUAAACAAAUUUAAAGACCAAUCACAUGGUGGUGUUGGAAUUUACACUAAAAAGCAAACUUCAAGUAGAUUAGAUAUAUGUAUAGAUAAUUUAGAAUUUAUUGCAACUGUUAUUACUGAUCCAAUUUCAAUUGUUAUUUCAGUGGUAUAUCGACCUCCAUCUUACAAUAUAACAUCGUUUUGUGAAAGUUUACGUACUUUAUUAGACAAACUAAGUAAACAAACCACAAAAUGCAUUAUUACAGGCGAUUUUAAUGAAGAUUUAUUAAAAGGAACUUCAAAAAUACACCAGUUAAUGUGUUUACAUGGUUACACACAACAUGUUGUGAAUGCUACAACAGAAAAUGGAACAUUGAUAGAUCAUGUUUAUAGUAUAGGAUUGGAUUCAUUGAAAACGGAAAUCAUACCAAUGUAUUAUAGUUAUCAUGAAGGAAUUAAAGUAAUGUUUUAGUAUAUUAAAUAAGAUAAAUAUUCCAAGAUGAAAGAUAAUUGACUGAUGGGCAUCUACGAAGGGGUAAUUAUAUUCCUUGUUUAAUUGGUAACAAUAAUUUGUAAUCUGUGAUGCACAAAAGAUGAUGAUUUUAAAGACAUUUUAAAUAACAUUGUCAUCAGACCAUCCAUCGAUACAACUGUAUUUUUCAAAUUUUUGCAAUUUGUUUUAUUUGUGAUAAAAAUAUACACAAAUCAUAGGUGAUGUAAUCUAAAAUUUUCACAUAUUGAACGAUCAUAGAUUAUAAUGAAUGAAUCUUUAUAUAUAAAGAUGAAUUGCAGAAACUGUAUGGAGUCUUAAAGGCAGGGGAAAUGGGCAGAGUAUGGGGAGAGGACCUCUAAGUACUU